This is a messenger RNA of Leptinotarsa decemlineata (Colorado potato beetle), 825 nucleotides long. RefSeq lists its product as uncharacterized. Gene Ontology annotation, cellular component: axonemal microtubule. The record is from RefSeq and is a predicted model, not a curated record. Gene Ontology annotation, biological process: flagellated sperm motility. NCBI's taxonomy places the organism in Eukaryota, Metazoa, Arthropoda, Insecta, Coleoptera, Chrysomelidae.
UUUUCAAAUAUAGAAAUCUUUAUCGAAAUUAAUUUUGUUAUCACUCAAAAUACAAUUUACAUCAAAUGCAGGAAGAAAGACUGAAAUUACCGAAACCGCAAAAUUAUCAUAAUAAUAAAGUACUGGUAGGAAACUGGUUUGAAGAAGAGUGUUCUUAUCAGAAAAGCAGAUUCAAGCAUACUUCCAAGUAUUCAGAUGAUUUUCAAAGGAAACCAUACACCACUUAUCCUCCGUCAGUGGUGUGGGAUGCCCAUAUAAAAGCCGAGGGGCAUGCUUUCUAUCCAGAGAAAUCCAGUGAAGAAUUUCCAAACUUCCAUGAUAAUUUCGCCACAGUUUAUGAUUUGUCCUUUGAAUACUUUCCAAAACUAUAUAGCAAAGAAAUUGAUAGAGUUCACAUGUCAAGACUUCAAAGAUUUGACCCUACAGAAGAAUACCUUAAAAGCUAUGGAAACAUUAGUAAUUUUGGAUUAACCGACUGCAAAAAACAAGAAUGGGAUUGUGACAAGCAGGAUCCAAGAAGUACCUCUCUCACUAUGUAUGAUACUGAAUUUCCUUCUCCAAAAACUGAAUUCUACAAGUUCAGUCGAUGGACUCGACCUACAGCAGUGAAAUCCCAGUUUGGACCAGUUCAUAGACCUUAUCCGGCUAAUCAUCCUCGCUUCUCAAAAUGCAACCCCAUAACGUGGGAGUGUAAGGGUGAUCUCUUCCAAAAAUAUUUGUAAUGAAAAUAAAUACUCAUUCCAUAGGUUCAAAUCAUCAUUUCAUAUAUGCAAUUACUUGAAUGUAGAUUAUUUUGCAUAAUAAAAUUUAUAGUACCAAGAAUGA